Messenger RNA from Sciurus carolinensis (gray squirrel), 1813 nucleotides. It is a transcript of the gene Commd5, whose product is annotated as COMM domain containing 5. NCBI's taxonomy places the organism in Eukaryota, Metazoa, Chordata, Mammalia, Rodentia, Sciuridae. The transcript has 2 exons. Bases 245 to 916 code for a protein of 223 amino acids. Gene Ontology annotation, cellular component: nucleus. The record is from RefSeq and is a predicted model, not a curated record.
UGUGGGCGGAAGAGGGGAGCCGGGCCUGAGCAACGGCGGCCCGUCAGAGCCAAGGGGCCUCCGGAUACUGGCUAGAGAGCGGCGAGCGCACUUCUGCCUCUGCCCGACUUGUCGAGGUGGAUCGUGCACUUUUCCUGGGGCAGAUGUGUGGGCACGUCGCCAAUGACGACGGUGUCGCCACAGUUUUUUCAGGCAACUGCAGCUGGGACCUCCUCCCUGGCCCAUCAAAGAGGAGGAAGCAGGGAUGUCUGCCUUAGGGGCUGCAGCUCCGUACCUGCAUCAUCCUGCUGACAGUCACAGUGGCCGGGUCAGUUUUCUGGGGCACCUCUCUCCAGAGGUGGCAGCAAUGGCCCGGUUUCUGGGAGACCUAGACAGGAGCACAUUCAGAAAGCUGCUGAAGCUUGUGGUCAGCAGCCUGCAGGGGGAGGACUGCCGAGAAGCCGUGCAGCGCCUGGGUGCCAGUUCCAGCCUGUCGGAGGAGCAACUGGGUGCCCUGCUUGCUGGCACACAUACACUUCUCCAGCAGGCCCUCCGGCUUCCCUCCCCCAGCCUGAAACCCGAUGCCUUCAAGGACCAACUCCAGGAGCUUGGCAUCCCCCAAGACCUGGUUGGGGACUUGACCAGUGUGGUGUUUGGUGGCCAGCGCCCCCUCCUGGACUCUGUGGCACAGCAGGAGGGUGCCUGGCUUCCCCACAUUGCUGAUUUUAGGUGGAGGGUGGAUGUGGCGAUUUCCACAAGUGCCCUGACCCGCUCCCUGCAGCCAAGCAUCUUGAUGCAGCUGAAGCUUUCUGAUGGGUCAGCAUACCGCUUUGAGGUUCCCACAGCCAAGUUCCAGGAGCUGCGAUACAACGUGGCACUGGUCCUGAAGGAGAUGGCAGAUCUGGAGAGGAGGUGUGAGCGCAGACUGCAGGACUGAGCCUUCCUUGUCAGCGCUGCAGCUGGUGCCAGAGUGCAACUUCCAUUUCCUCUAGUUGGAUGCUAGACUGCAUACCACCCCUCCAGUUGAUGGUCUUGACUUCCAAAUGUGGUAAGGUGGUGGUCUGGGGCCAAAUCAGAGCCCUCUGACGUCACCAUUGGUUGCUCAGCCUGACCCCACCAAGCUUAUGGCCCUCUCUGCUCAUUUGCUUUCAUAAAUGCUGUGUUUUGGUGUGGGCACUUUCAUCUUCUGUCUUAAAUCCCUGCCCCUGUGGGACUGAUACCAUAGUGGGAUGGGAAGAGGGGGAAACUUUACAAUAUGCAUAGAAAACAGUGGUACAGCUCAUCAAGCUAUGACAAGUGCACACUUAACGUAGAGCAGGAUGGGGUGUGGACGGCGGGGAGGUUCCUGCCACCAUAAGCUGAGUUGUGGCUGGGCUUCCUGGAGAACAUGGUAUCUGAGCACACUUGAAGGAUGGGAGCAGGUGAGUGCAGUCCACUGAGGGACCAGCUGGUGCACAGGUGGCCAGUGGACAGAGACCAGGUAUACUGGAUGUCAUGUACCUGCAGCCAAGUAGGAGAAGGUCAUUGGAGGGAGGUAAAGCUGGGGAGGGUACAGAGGUCAUGUCUGAGAAAUUCUGCUCAAAGGACUCUGACUGAAAUUUAAGCCAAAGGAGAAGCCCUUUGAGGGUUUUUGACAGAGGGUGUGCUCUGGUGAUUGUUUUAAAAGGAUAGCACUUCUAUUAUUUAAAAGGUUAACAUUAUCCAAGGGUGGUGGUACAUGCCUGUAAUCCCAGACACUUGGGGGGCUGCGGCAGGAGGAUUGCAAAUGCAAGGCUAGCCUUAGCAACUUAUUGUGACCUUGUCUCAAAAUAAAUAUAAAAAGAAAGGACUGGAG